Molecule: messenger RNA, 3754 nt
Organism: Lates calcarifer (barramundi perch)
Lineage: Eukaryota; Metazoa; Chordata; Actinopteri; Centropomidae
Gene: ifnlr1
Product: interferon lambda receptor 1
Exons: 7
Coding region: 283-2097 (604 amino acids)
Molecular function (GO): protein binding
Source: RefSeq, a predicted model, not a curated record
ACCUGUGUAAAGCCACUCCUUUCUCAGAACACAUCAGAGAUGGUUGAGAAACAGAGGCAGAAAAAUGCACUGAAACCCAACGCAACUUUAAUAUUUUUUAUCCAUUUUGACUCUGGUUUUGUCUGGGACUACUGUGAACAUUAGGCAGUCUGCGUUUUAUUUUUUGGUUUUUCUGUUUUGUUAUUUUUGUGGUGUGUAUUAUAUAUUGCUUUAACAAUAUAUAACCCACAACAUACAGGCAGCUAUCAUAGAGCAGGUAUUUUUUGUGACUCCACGAACCUGAUGAAGAUGUGGUCUGUGAAUGUCAUUAUCCUCCUUCUGUUCUGCUAUGCUUGUCUUUCGACUGGAAAUGGAAAAGUGUAUUUUGUCUCCAAGAACUUUUACAAUGUGCUCCACUGGGAUCCUGAGGAGCCUACCUCCCCUGGAGAGAAGGUGCUCUAUAGCGUCGAGUACAAGAGCUAUACUGCGGAGCAGUACCAGAUAAAAGAAGAGUGCCAGAACAUUACUGCUCUGACUUGUGACCUGACUGCAGAAACCCCGUCUGAUCCCUAUGUUUACUACAUGGCUCAGGUGUUUGUUAAUGAUCGCUUUCUGGGCCGCAUCGCCAACAGGCUUAGUCCAAUAGCAGACACUACUUUUGGUCCACCCACCCUGUCUAUAAAAACAACAGUGUCAUCUCUGUAUAUUGAUGUCACUCUGCCCUUGGGGCCAAAUGGAGUCUCCAUUGCUGAUAUUAUCAGCAGAAGCAAAAAUGGGCCCUCCAAAACUGUACCUGUUUAUACCUUAAAAAUCACUGAACCAGCAUGGGCAACACUGACCAAGCACAACACAACCGGCCGGUUUGCUGUCAUCAACUUGAAGAACAACCAAACAAAGUACUGCGGCCAUGUGUCUUACAAGCCAUCUGCUGAAUGGGGCCGCAGAGAGAGUCAGAAGGAACACUUCUGUGUCACGCUGCCAGGUGACACUCGAAUGCUUCUGUCAUGGCUUCUCACAAGUGCUGUUCUUCUGGCAGUAAUAGUCACAGUGUCAGUUGUGUGGACAUGCAAUUACAUGAAGGGUGGAAAGCAAAAUGACAUGCCACAGUCACUGGUACCCCCUUCUGGUACACCGUGUAGAGUAAUGAAAACUCCAGACAGGCAUAUCAUGAUUUCUAAAGCAGUGGUCAACACUCCAAGUGACCAAACAGUUUAUGCCACCAUCCAGGUGAAGCCAAAUUUUCCCUCAGUUAGUACUGGAGGUUACUCCCCCCAGGACAUCCCCUGGCAAGACAGCACUGAGUCCUCUGUGGGCACAGGUACACACAAUCCAAACCCAAAUCCCCAAGAUACGAGCACCCAGUCCUCUGAAAUCUACAGUGCAGUGGCUGUCCAGGUCUGCACUGUGGAGAGCGAAGAUUUUCAGCCCUCUACCACUGAAGACAGAGAAAUGCGUAACCUACCACCUACCACUUCCACCGGAGAACCCUGGAAAAAAUGUGGAGUGACUCCAAACCUGAAGACAUGUGUAGUACCACCAGUAGCUGAUCAGGAUGCCUGUGAGAGCAGUCCAGCAGGGCCACUGCUAUUGCACACAGUGCGCGACCCCAAUGGACAGCUUGUGCUGCCUUCACUCACGCUUUUACAGAGGAACACAGGUGACACAGUAUCACCUCUGAACCCAGAGAGAAAACCUCUUUUAACGGACCUCAUAGACUCUAAGAAUGAGGGACCAUCGUUAGUAUCCCUGAGGAGCUUUGAUAGCUCUGAGUGGUCAGACUCUGGGUGUGAUGAUAGCACUGUAAACACACCAACCCAGCCGUACUGCCAUACCCAUUACAACCCAUCUCAACCAGUUGUUUCAGGUUAUCACCGGCAAUGUCAGGACACACCAACUAGUGAUGCUACAUUUGAUUCAGGUUACAAACGAAACUGGAUGCCUGCAGUCUUUCAUGAAGCUGCAUCCAAAUACAGCUGUGAAUACAGAAGGACAAACUAUCCUUGGACCUGGACCGUUCCCAAGGAGGAGGAGGAAAGUGAGGGAGAUGAGGACAGGGGACGGGAAGACAGAUCGACGCAAUUUCUUCUGGGAGGUUGGAUGCUACAAAUUCAAGAAUAGCUCCCCACUCCAUAACUCUAAAAACAUGCAGUGCCUCAUUUGGGUCAACGAGUAUCGGUAGAGAUGAUUUCAUCAUAGUCGCCUUCUUAACAGAAGGGGGAGGAGGAGGUUGGUAGGAUGGGUUAUUUAGUGAUUCAGCAAACAAAACGCUCUCUGUUUCUGUGUAACUAAGAGACAGACUCAUAAAGUCUCCCUUCAAGUGAAGACAUAAAUUUAUCCUGAACUGAGUCACACUUAACAACCUCCUCUGGGCCUUUAAAUACAUUUCAUUGCUGGUUUUAUUUAUUAAAUAUUUAAAAAAAGUAUGGGGGAUCAUUUUAAGUUGUGGGUUUAUAACAUAGCAUAUACAUACUUUUUUGAGUCCUUGUUUACUUUAUUAAGCAAUUGUCUAAUAUAUGAACCAAAUUUAAAAUAUGUAAAAUUGCUGAAAGCUGCACCAAAAUGUAACUUCUUUCAUUACUGAUAUAAUCUAAUCUGUACUUAACCUCCUAUUGUCAUGUGGUUAAAGUGUAAAUCAGUGAUUGCUUUGUGCUCAAAUGUAUCAGCAGCAGCAAUGGGAAUACACCAACUACUGUACAAGGUUCAAAGUUCAACAAUAGUUUUUUGUGUUUGUUUUUGUUUUUUUUUUAAAAAAAAGUCUAAAGCCGUGUUCAGACAGCUAAAAUCUGAUUUGUUUACAUAAUGGAAAAACACAUGAUCACAUCAGUCAUGUUUGUCAAAUCCAACCCUCUCUCCUAGAAAUGAUAUCCAUAUAUUACCAUUACUUUUUUAAUUUAAUUCAAAUGCUCAAACCAGUUUUUAAGUCCGUUCCUACUGUUCUUGAACAAACUUUGCACACCUGCACCUGGUCAAAAAGAUGCUUCACACGUUAUCUGUUAAAAAGUAGAGUAAACAAUAGCCCAGUCUCUUCACACACAGUUCACAUGUGCAUAUGUGUGCUAUCACUAUGACGCCACAUCAUUGCAACUUAUUACACUCCCUAAAUACACGAACCCAGUCUGGUCACUUUAAAAUUACAAUGUGGACAGUCAGCCUUAAAGAUUAGAUAUGAAAACCAAUCUGAUUGCUUUGUGGCUGAACAAAGCACUAGACACACAGUUCAGUGCCUACUGUCACAUUUUUCUGAUUUAAAUGGGACUAAAAUGACUGAAUUUCUUUCUAGAAAUGAAUAUAGGCCUGUUUUUACGCUUGCCAACAUGUCAGUAUUAUCAGUGAUGUAAGAAAUACAUUAAAUGAUUGCAUCUGUACAUAAAAAAAGACUGUAUUAUAUGAAUGUAUAUUUUUUCUGACUCACAAAAGAUCAUGAACUCAUUUUGCUCUCCUCAUUGUUUGCUGUUCUUUCACGGUAAGAAAAUGUAGCGUGUAAAAGUAUAUUAGAAGGGCGGGUCAAGGUGCAACCUAAGACAAACUGAUAACAGCUAGGUUUUUAAUAGCCUGAACACAAUCUCCUAUACGCGGCUGUAAAGUUAUAAUGUCAGGUGUGUUGUAACAGUGUGAUGUCAGUUGCAUAUGAACCCUUUGUACUUUACUGUGGGCAUGAAUGUAAAUGAAUGAAUGCAAUACAAAGUCGAAACUGUGUUUUAUUCUGUAUUUACACAUUGUGACUUUCUGCAGUGCUAAAUGUUUACGUUGAAGAUAUUAAACCCUUCAGAAAGUA